AUGAGCAAGUCCAUCAAGGCGAAGUGUCGAGUGCUCCACUCGAGGAAGACGACCAACCGGCCCGUCGGCCAGGCGGUCCUUGAGGACAGGCUAAGGUUCGACGCGGACAGCAAGACGAUCACCGCCGGCAGCAAGAGCAAGAUGAAGCUGUCCGAUCUCGAGGUCCCGCCUCAAGAAGCGAACGGAGAGGUGCAGCUAGUCUCGCGGAACAUGCGCAUCGUCACAGACUCCACGACCGACUCGCGAGAGCUUCUUGCGUCGGUGAAGGAGGCGUACCGACUUGAGAGCGGCGGUGGCGGCGGCGGCGGCGGCGGCGGCGGUCGCAAGCGGGGUGGUGGAAGCGGAGGAGGCGGCACGCCGAGAACGAAAGCCUUUAAGCCGUUGAACACGCUUAACCUGGUCUCACGCCCCCCCGCUCAAGCCUCCCGCGGCGGCAAGCGCGGGAAAAAAAUGGCGUCGGUAGCGGCUGCGGCCGGUGGUGCCGCUGGCGGUGAUGCUAAACGCCACCGAUCGGCUCUGGGCGGCAUGGGGGCGAUGUCUUCGGGUACGCUGUACAGGGGGGGAGGAGGGCUGGAGCGCCGGGGAUCGGGCAAUGAUCGUCGGGGCUACAGAGCCGGCUGCGACGACGAAGAGGGGCGGCGGCGGCGGCCGACAGGAGGGGUGGCAUCCACAGCAAGAGCGGCAGCAUCGAAAGCUGCUGGACGGGGAGGAGGAGGAGGGCAGCAGCUGACGAGGUACAUGACACACCGCGAGCCGUUGUCGCGCAGGGAGGGGUUCCGCAACAUGGGCAACACGUGCUACCUCAACGCCUGCCUGCAGGGAUUGCUGUCGCUGUCUGGCUUCGUGGGCGAUCUCCGCCGGAAGUGCUGGGUCCUCGCCAUGCUAAAGCCGCCGCCGCCAGCGGCCACCGGCGGCGUUGACGGCGACCGUGUUGAUGUCGCGGGAGGCGGCGACGGGGGCGGCGACGAUGCGAUCGAUAUCCGAGACUCUCCACACCCGCGAGCGGUGGCGGUGAACGACGACGAUGAGGACGGAGGCGAUACGCCUACGCCGCCGCCGCUACCGCCCAUCCUGUACGAAGCCCUGCUCCGGCUGUCCCUGGAAGCGAGGGGAUCCCACGGGCUGAUGGACGCGUCCCCGCUCAAGAGGGCCAUGGACAGGCACUCAGACCGUUUCGCCGGUAACCUCCAGCAAGACGCCCACGAGUUUCUCGGCGACCUCGUUAACGUCCUGCACGAAGAGACGCAACCCCGCCUGGACAUCGCCGCCGGGUACGUUGGAAAGCCUCUUGCUGCUGCUGCUGCUGUGAGCGGAGGUGGGGACAAAGGGAAGAAGGUGGAGGUGGCGGUGGGAGCGGAGCGAUCCGGCAGAACCCGAAAAACAAGUAGCGGCGGCGGCGGCGGCGGCGAUGGGGGGUUUGGUAGUGGUGGUGGCGGUGGUAGUGACAUUGGUAGUGGCGAUAGCGGCGGUGGGGUGACGAUGGUCGAUCUCAGCUCCACCGACUCGGGAGACGAGGGGCGGGAGGAGCCCGACGUUUACGGCGGAGGUUGGGACGACGGCGAGGACUUCGCUGCUGCCGCUGAAGCUGCUGCAGCCGCCGCCUCCGCCACCGCCACCGCUAGCGGUAGUGCUGGAAGUGGCGGCGACGGUGGCGGCGGCGGCGGUGGCCGUAAUGGUAGUGGUGGUGGUGGUGGUGGUGGUGUUUUUGAGGUGUUCGACUUGGAUUCCGACGGCAGCUGUAGCGAUGACGAUCGCAACGGCACUACUGCUGCUGCUUCAUCGCCUCCUACGGCGCCAAAGCUGUCGACGACGACGACAACGGCCAGGGGGGAGACACGAACGGAGGGUGGGGAUGAGGACGGCGAGGGGCCGGAGGGGGGUAGAGAAGACGAAGAGGCGCUACGACAGAAGGAGCGGCUCAUGCCGACCACGAGACACUUCCACGCCGAGGUCGAGGCCACCCUCACGUGCACGAAGUGCUCCUACUCCAGGCGACGGCGAGAGCUGUACCGCGACUUCUCCCUCGACGUCCCAGAGCCGGCGAGGCGGAAGCAGCAGCAGCAGCAGCAGCAGCAGCAGGAGAGGGGAGGGGGAGGAGGUAGGACCGGCGGCGGCGGUGACGGUGGCGUUUCCGGGCUGGGGGACCUUUUGGACAGUUUUUUCCAGCCUUCGGAGCUUAGCCUCCGGUGCGAGCGGUGCGGCCACGACCGAGUCCGAGCGGAGCACUCCCUCGCCGAGCUGCCGGGAGCGUUGGUCCUGCACGUCAAGCGCUUCAAGCCCGCGGCGUCGGCACCACCACCACCGCCGCCGCCGCCGCCCAAGGCCAAGGUGGUUGAAUCGGCGUCCGAAGCCACCUCGCCGGUUGCGGGGUCGGCAAAAUCGCCGCUGUUGCCGCCGCCGCCACCGGUGGGACGGUCAUCAAUCGCGCCAGCGGGAGCUUCCGCGACCGCCGGCGUUCCGUCCCCGGAAGAUGACGCCGGUUGCGCGGCUGCGGUGGACGCCGGCGGGUCGUCCGAAGGCGUCGUCGCUAGUACUCCUCCCGUUGCCGUCGUGGGGGGAGGGAGCACGGGGGCUAGCAGUCGGAGCGGGAGCAGCGGAAGCGGCGUCACCAGCGGCGGCGGCGGCGGCGGCGGUGGCGGUGGCCGGUCCUAUGGCGGCGUGUCGUACGUCAAGCUGUCGUCGCCGGUUUCCGUCCCUCUGGAGCUGGACCUCGAGCGGUUCUGCUCGGGGUACACGGGAAACGCCCCCGCAGAGGACCUCGGCAAGCAGGUGGACUCCCUCGAUGGGCUAGGCAUCCUCCCCCGCGCCCCCCGUUCCCCCUCGGCGUUCGCCAGCCUCCGCGCCGCGGGGACCGGCCUCUGUGCCGCCAUCCGAGCGGCACCGAAAUCCGCCGCCGCUGCUUCGUCAGGCGGCGGCGGCGGUGGGGAGAAGCGGGCCUCUGAUGACGUUUCGGUUGACCUGUUCGCGCGAGAAGGCUGGUCAUCGACGUCGUCGUUGACAUCGUCGGGCCGAGACGGUGUCGGGGAAGGUGGUGGCGGCGGAAGCGCCGCCCCGGGGGUGAACAGGCGGGCCCUGGGGCCGCUGGGGGAAACGACGAACAGCAGCACCGGCGGCGGCGGCAUCGGCGACAGGAGGAGGGGCAUCCGGGAGACGGUGGCCGAGAGGAGGGAAAGGGUGGCAAAGGAGAAGGAGAACAGCAGCGCCGCUGCCGGCGGUGGGGACCGCUGGGCGGACCAGGACGAGACGACGAGCCGCAAUCGCAGCCACAAGCUCCACAACAACGUCUGUCUCGGGCCUGACGGGAAGGUCGACUACCUCGACACCCUGAGGUCGCUCAACAAGCCCAACAGCGCCGGUGGCCUUCGUGAUCGCCGGCGGUCACCCCUCCCGGGUGUGGGGCUUUCCCCGCUCGGCGGAACGGGGAGGGGAUCGGGGAGGCUGUUUAGCGGCGGCGACGGGGGCGGGCGCCGCUCGGACCUCGGUCGGAGCGACCUCCGGAUGGCCGACCAUGCAAGCGCGGGGUUGUUGGCGCAGAGGGCGUUCAAGAGGAAGAGAAGGCAGGAGAUCGACGACGACAACGAGAAGCAGUUGGAGGAGGCCCUCGCGGCGUCGAAGAGGGAGGCGUUCGGCCCGGAAGGCGAGGCUCAAGAGGACGAAGCGGCAGACCUCGCGAAGGCCAUUUGUUUGAGCCAGGAGGGCGGCGGCGGUGGCGGCGGCGGUGGCUGUAGCGACGAGUGGGCGUGCGCGGCGUGCACGUUCAUCAACGAGGCUUCCAUGGUCGCGUGCGUCAUGUGCGGAACGCCUAUGUCAGAGCCUCCGCCGCCGCCACCUCCGGGCACCCCUCCUGCGGAGACCGAGAUGAGCAGCCUCGCUGGCGACGGCGGCGGCGGUAGCGCCGACGGAAAGAGCGGGGAGAGUAGUGGAGCACAACGGAGAGGGUCCGGGGCAAGAGGAGGGGGCGAGGAAGAAGCGGUCGUGGCCCUGGGCGAUGUCCGGCAGUGGACGGCGGAAGACGCUUCGCCGCAACCGCAGCCGCCGCCGCCGCUCGGAAGAGGCGAUGACGCCAAGAAGAAGCAACAAGAGAGCCCGCCGCAGCCACCACCGGAGCAACCUCAGGCCCUGAGGGUCCCCAGGAAGGGCCCCCUCCGCGCCCGGUACGAGCUCCGCGGCAUCCUACAUCACCUCGGGCGGCACGCCUUCGCCGGGCACUACGUCACCGAUGUCCGCGAGGAAGGGGGUGGCGGCGGCAGGGGCGGCGGCGGCAGCGGAGGCGGCGGCAGUGGCGGCGGUGGUGAUGGUGGGAUCGUUGGGGCCGCCGGAAGUUGGGGCGGAAAGGCGGGGCGCGAGGGCGGAGGGAGGGGUUGGAAGCGGUACGACGACAGCGUGGUUUCUCCGUUGACGGAGGCGGAGGCCCUCGGCGGGGAGGCGCAGCGGACGUGCUACCUCUGCUUCUACUCUCUAGUGGAGGACGCCGGAGUAGACGAUGAUGUCUGCGAGGGCCUCUCCCCCUGUGUCCCUUGUCGAGUAGACGAUGACGUUUGCGAGGGCCUCUCCCCCUGUGUCCCUUGUCGAGUAGACGAUUUCCUGGCAACGGUCCCCCCCUCGUCGUCGGACGCGGUGUCUCCGAGCCAUGGUCGUCGAACUUGACCCUCCAGCUCGGUUGGUGUCCUGCUCUCCGUCGAACCGGGUCGCUCUUGGUUGGAUGCGUGUGUGUCGUUUCACCUUCUUGGGGGCGGAACUGAGCGGUAUCAUACAGUUGCUUUUUUGUCCCGCGGUUGUUGACGGCAGGGGGGGGGGGGGGGGGGGCAGAGUACCAUUCACGGACACAACCCCCCGGGAUGGAGCAGUUGGCAAGAAACUUGCAACAACGGGGCGCACGCUCGUAAACUACACAGGGAACGCAGGACGAAGAUAUGCCGUGGUUAUGCGCGACUGCUUGAUGCAAAAAUCGAGUCCAAAUUAUUGGUCCAGAGUAUGGCACACACGGCAGAUGAACCUAAAAAACGAGUUUCGAGCUCUGGUUCUGUUUGAUUUUGGGAUAGAAAAUAUGCCCCGUUUCAUCGCGGUUUGGGGGGGUGGGGUACGUAGACCUUGCGGAACCCCCCUUGCGGGAUGCUGCUCGGUUCACGUUGUUGUAUGUGUAUCCAUCUGGGCAGAGUGACGGACGAAGAAAGGGCAAGCUCCACCCCGACCGGCUUGUGUGCCCAUGCCAUGUACAGUAUUUCGGAUGAAACACGACGGGCACCGGGAUCUCUUUGGUUUUUGAGUCCCCGCGGGUGUCGAAGACUAGUAAGUUGCUCCCGCCGGCUCGCGUUGUAUUCUUUAGUUGUUUCACAAGGAAGGGCGCUUGUAAAACCAAAGUCCUUGACGUCCUCGCAUUGUAUACUUACAGUGUUUUGGUCUUUGAAUUGUCCAGCACCACCACAACGCUAUUAGAGUCUUGAUCGUUUAUCCGCCGUGUGUUGUUGAUGGUGUGAGUGCAUGCUCGUGUGCGUGUGUCAUGGGUGUAGAGGAUGCGCG
Ectocarpus siliculosus is the source of this 5520-nucleotide messenger RNA. Lineage: Eukaryota; Phaeophyceae; Ectocarpales; Ectocarpaceae. The record is from the annotation of a GenBank genome assembly.